AUGUUUUCCAUCCGCUCCUUGAGUCUUUUGGCUUUGGUUUCUUCCUCGGUAUUGGCAUUAAAUCCCAAGCAGGCUCGUUACUGGUCUCGAAACGAUGCUCACCCCAAGGUUGCACGAGACACGCCGAGCGAAGUCGACUACAUCGUUGUUGGCAGUGGUCCAGGUGGAGGACCUCUCGCAUCUCGUCUGGCUCUUGCCGGGUACGAAGUUUUAUUGAUCGAUGCCGGAGAUGAUCAAGGAGCCGAUCUUCUUGCUGAAAUGCCUAUCUUCCAAUUCGCGUCGACUGAAAUAGAAGCACAACGAUGGAACUUCUUCGUACACCACUACUCAGAUCUCGAACGUCAAAAGAAAGAUACGAAAAUGACCUAUCAAACCACUGAUGGUGACUUUUACGUUGGAUUGGAUCCGCCAGCUGAUGCCGAGCCGUUGGGCAUUUGGUAUCCUCGAGCUGGAACCCUUGGUGGCUGCUCAAAUCACAAUGCCAUGAUCACAAUCUACCCACACGAAAGUGAUUGGCAAUAUAUUGCAGACAUUACUGGCGACAACUCUUGGGCCCCUGACAACAUGCGAACAUAUUUCGAAACGAUGGAGCAUUGCGAUUAUCUUCCAGAAGACACUCCCGGGCAUGGCUUUGAUGGUUGGUUCCACACUAGUGCGACCAAUCAGACCAUGAUUAUACAGGAUCAAAAGAUCAACUCGAUCGUCAUCUCUGCUGCCGAUGCUUUCGCAGGCAAUGCCUCUGACUCGAUUCUUGCCACUGCUGAGGGCUUCAAUCAAGUCGUCACUCUUGACGUUAACAAUCAUUUAUCUACCCGUGACAACACCACCGGAUUGUAUCAAAUUCCAAUUUCCGUUGAUGGGAGAACAAGAAAUGGCGCUAGAAACUUCAUUGUCGAGACAGUGAAUGCAGCCAAUACCGAUGGAUCAAAAAAGUACGGUUUGACCCUCAAACUCAACACAUUGGUUACCAAGAUCCGAUUUUCGAACGAUACUACACCUCGAGCUCUUGGUGUCGACUUUCUGGAAGGCAAGAGCUUGUACAGAGCCGAUCCACGAUCCGGUAGUGCCGGUGCAGGAAUUUCCGGCAGUGUUAAUGCGAGAAAAGAGGUCAUCAUUUCAGGUGGAACAUACAACAGUCCUCAAAUCCUCAAGCUCAGUGGAGUCGGACCCAAAGUCGAACUCGAAUCUUUCGGUAUUCCAGUUGUGGUUGAUCUUCCAGGUGUCGGCACCAACAUGCAAGAUCGCUAUGAAACAACCGUCGUCUCCGAAUCUGAAGUCGAUUUCUCAAUCGCGAAAGGCUGUACUUUCCUCACAACCGAUGAUGAUCCAUGUCUAACACAAUGGGAAAACAACACCGCAGACGCGGGACUCUAUGGUACCCCAGGUCUUCCACUCGCCAUGAUCAUGCGAUCCAGCACCGCAGACCAAGAUCCCGAUAUCCUCAUUUCCGGCGCCCCAGCCAAUUUCCACGGCUACUAUCCCGGCUAUUCCGGUCCAGCUCUCGGUGAUGCUCUCCACUGGACUUGGAUCACACUCAAAGCCCACACUCGCAACACCGCCGGUACAGUCACACUUCGAUCGUCAGACCCUCUCGAUACACCGUUGAUCCAAAUGCACUCUUUCGACGAAGGAACUUCCACCGACGAUGCGUGGGAAAAAGAUCUCCAAGCAAUGUACGAGGGCAUGUCACUCUCCCGCAAAGUAAUGGGCAAUGUCAUUCCCCUCGAUGGCUCCUUCAACGAAUCAUGGCCCGGCGCAGCAGUUUCCACCGAAGCGGAACUCAAGGAGUUCAUCCAAGAUGAAGCAUGGGGUCAUCAUAUCUCCUGCACUAAUCCCAUCGGGGCAGACGAUGAUGAGAUGGCGGUGUUGGAUAGUAGCUUUAGGGUAAGAGGGACAAGUGGAUUGAGAGUAGUGGAUGCGAGUGUCUUCCCAAAGAUUCCCGGGUUUUACAUCGCGGUGCCGAUUUAUAUGGUUAGUGAGAAGGCGGCGGCGGUGAUCAUUGAGCAGGAUAAGGCGGGGACGAGUUAUAGAUCAUGA
Sclerotinia borealis F-4128 is the source of this 2037-nucleotide messenger RNA. The record is from the annotation of a GenBank genome assembly. Lineage: Eukaryota; Fungi; Ascomycota; Leotiomycetes; Helotiales; Sclerotiniaceae.